Molecule: messenger RNA, 2581 nt
Organism: Cimex lectularius (bed bug)
Lineage: Eukaryota; Metazoa; Arthropoda; Insecta; Hemiptera; Cimicidae
Exons: 7
Coding region: 584-2560 (658 amino acids)
Biological process (GO): protein peptidyl-prolyl isomerization
Molecular function (GO): peptidyl-prolyl cis-trans isomerase activity
Source: RefSeq, a predicted model, not a curated record
UGAAUCUGUAAGCAAUUUGUCCAUCAAUGGAAUCGGUCUAGAUGAAAAACCUGCACUUCGCACUCAGCUAUUUUCUCCACUUCAUAGAACAACAUUGAAUUAUUGAUAUGUCACCUAACCCUAACCCUAGGAUACAUCUAUUAUAUCCUUUAUAACUCUUCUUUUGUUAGGAAAAGAAUAAAUCAAUGCAGCAUGUAAGCAAUUCAAUUCAGUGCUGACUGACCGGGGAAUAUUGUCCAACUUUCUCCUGUCGUUUGAAGACGCAGCACUUUUUAUAGGUUAAUACAACUUUUGACAGGGCAUGGCAGUACCUCAUCACUUCAACAUCAGCCCAGACACGGCUUGUUCUUGCAAUCAGGCACUGGUUCAAACUUCGCACCAUCUUCUUCUAGACUGCAAGAGCAUCACCUAGCUUUCAUUUGCUGUAGCACAUAACGACCCAGGAACAACUUUGGUCCCCCACAAAAUUGUACCCUGUUGGAUCUGAAGUGCCGCCAUUCUUUAUCAACAACUAAACAAAUAUUUUCCACAAAAAUUUGUUCGCCCAACAUUGAAGUUGUAUCCAUUGAAUGAAUGGUCAGAAAUGAUAUGGAAGCUUAAGAGAGAUGUUCGAUGUGGCAGAGUUCAUAAUGAUGUCGCUGUCUAUCUUAAUAAAAAAUUUGUAGGAGACGAGUAUGGCCUCCUUUUAGAAAUCCAACCACACCGUAUCUUCUAUCCACUAAUCCAUCAAUUUGAUGACACAACAGCAGAAGAACUUAUGUUACUAUAUGGAGUGGGACCUGGGAAAUCAUGUGUCUACUUCGAUUUAUCUUUUGGCAAUGUGCUAAUUGGGCGGGUCUAUUUUGAGAUUCAUUCAGACAUUAUGCCUAAUUUAACCAGACGAUUUAUCCAGCUCUGUAAGAAUGAACGUUUCCAUUUUCGCCAUCAGUUGAAUGGACGUUUUUCUAAAUCGGAAGAAAGUUUAUUUGAUGAAAAUUUGGCUUGGGACCCAUCUCUUAUUGAACAAUCAAAAAUGUUGGAAGGAGAGACUGUAAAUUUAUUAUCUUACGCGGAUACACAAAUAAUUAAAUUUCUAACUCCCAAUUUAAUUUACGGAGGAAAAAUAAAGAAUAUUAAUGACGAAUGGUUGGAUGGAGAAAUAGAGCCUGAAAUAUCCCAUGAAGAGUUUGGAAAUUUAUCACUGAAUAUGAAAAGGACACGAAUAAAGAGACAACAAAAAGUACAUUCAAAUCAUUUUAUCGUAACUCUUGUGCCUAACCCUUGGAUGGACAAACACUACAGGUGCAUAGGGAGGGUAAUUCAUGGACACCAUGUCUUAACUAAGUUAAAAGAUACUCCAGCAAUGGGAAAUUCACCUCUUCAUAUUGUUACCAUUAUAGACUGUGGAGUACUGUAUUCACCUAUUUUACAUACAGAAGGAGAGAACAAAGAAAUUGAAAUGGGCAAAAGAGAAAGUUUCGUAAUGAAAGAGUAUUCAACAGUUGUUACACACUAUUGCGCUGAAAUGAGUGAGGUCGAACAAACAGAAGAUAGCACAAAUGAAAGAAAAGAAAUAGCAUUUUUUAAUAUAGACACGGAUGAAAAUGUGUCCUGCCGUCAAGUUGAUUCCCAUACAGUGUUUUAUGAAGAAUCAGAAAUCACAACUGCUGUGUACCCCGUAGAAUAUGAGUACAUCGAGAUGGAAUGUGAUCAUUUGGAAAGUUUAGGUAGAAAUGAUCAAUUUUGUAAAGCAAUCGUAUUACACCAAAAGUCAGAAGUUGAUAGUCUUUCGUCUCUAGAAGACAGUAGUGAUCAGGAAAGUUCCUCCGAUUUAAAUAUUAUUUCUAAUACUUCUAGUUCAUAUGUCUCUAACAAUGUUCACAUAACUCAUCUUGAUGAAGAAAUAACAGACACUGAGGACAAUACGGACCUUGAAACAACUGACAAUGACAAAGAAACCUUAUCAGUUAGCGAAGAGAAUGUUAAUGACACUAUGUAUCUCAAUGUUAAUACUCCGUCUAUUUCACCACGAUUGAACCAGCCAAAUCUCAGGAGAAGGAUAAUUGGCAAAGACAUUCAAAAAUCAAUUGGUGUUGGCUCAAGUGAACCUGAUAUUUACUCAAUAUUUGAUUACGAAGAAAGUUCCGAUGUUAGCGAAUUAAAACCACCUUAUAUCGCAAGGCCUAUUAAGGAUCCUCAUUUAAUGCCGAAAAAAGUGUUGGAAUAUAUCUUUCACUGCGUAUACAAACAUCACAAGCAUGUAAAAUUAGAUGAAAACAUCAUCACGAUAAUGCAGACUGACACAUUUAAAUCUGCGCUAGCGGCACUCCCUUCGCCUGUAUUACGCAGCAUAGCAAGAAAAAUGGACGGGAUUGCCGUUGAGUUAGCAGAAAUGGAACGUUCGGUUAAAAAUGAAGAACAAAGAAAAAUACACGAUGCUGUCAUCGCUGAUGGCGUACUUCAAUUUACAAACAACAUGGUCGAAUUCAUGGUGAAUGAAAUGAUUGAAAGUAUGAUGCCAGCUAACAGGCGAAAUCCAGAAAGUUUACAUAAGAAACAUAGGGAAAAAAAGACAUUAUAAAAAAAGAACUUCAAAUAAUUA